Molecule: messenger RNA, 450 nt
Organism: Hordeum vulgare subsp. vulgare (domesticated barley)
Lineage: Eukaryota; Viridiplantae; Streptophyta; Magnoliopsida; Poales; Poaceae
Exons: 1
Coding region: 19-450 (143 amino acids)
Source: RefSeq, a predicted model, not a curated record
AGCCGAACCCUGAUCAAAAUGGCACGGUACUCACGCGCUUGGUUCCCGCUGCUUCUUCUCGCGUCUGCCCUUGUGCAGAGCUCCUACGGGUCGAGACCGUCUCCUCCGGAGCCGAAGGAGCCUGUGGCCGUAUUUCCGGUGGUUCACGGCGCCGCCGAACCGCGCCUCCGUGGCGACGGGGCGCCCGAAGUCCAGCCCUCAACGGAGAAGGGUGCGGCCGGUCAUCAUGGAGCGAGCGCUGGCGAUGGUGGCGCGUUUGCAGCUUCGGGGAUGGGCGGCGGUGGCGCUGUGUCGUCGGAGCAGAGGAAGGGUUCAGGGGCGCCGGUGCUGCAGCAGGCGCUGAAGGUGGCGCGGCGGAUGCUGGGAGGGGAGGCGGAGGACUCGGCGGCGGGGCCGUCGUGCCACUCCAACAACGCGCACAUCACCUGUGCCCCGCCGGCGCGGCACUGA